Messenger RNA from Hansenula ciferrii, 3207 nucleotides. RefSeq lists its product as uncharacterized. The record is from RefSeq and is a predicted model, not a curated record. Lineage: Eukaryota; Fungi; Ascomycota; Saccharomycetes; Phaffomycetales; Wickerhamomycetaceae. The coding region runs from base 1 to 3207 and encodes 1068 amino acids. The transcript is spliced from 3 exons.
AUGAAAGGAACAAAGUUACCAGAUGAGGUGCUGCUUGAAAUUGUUAAAAGAGUUCGUUCAGUUGAUACUUAUGAGUCGCUUUAUCAAGUACCAGAGCUUCGUUGGUGUGUUAUCAAUUCAAUCUUAAUUAUACGUGAUGUGAAUGUUAAUUACAGUCGUCUUGAUGAAGAGCUGAGUGAGCUAUCUGAAGUUACUAGAUUUCAAAUAAAUAAUCCAUUUCCAUUGGGAGAGAUUUUACAAGGAAGUAAUUUAGACAAGUAUAUUGUAUUAGUUGGUGGUAGAUGUUCUUUGAAAGAGAUAAACUUGGAAUUAUGUUUGCUUUUAUCAGAAGUUUAUAAAGUAGCCCAUGGUCUUAUGAUAGAAACCCGUGACUAUUGUCAGUUAAACAUAGACACCGUUGCUUUUGGGAAUUCAAUACCUUUAUACUUACAUGAAGUGACAUUCCGUGGAAUGGUGUCUUUAAAUAUUGAAGGUAGUGAAAUAAAUUUUAAUGAGGAUCAUCAUGUCAGGAAAGUGAAUACUGAAACUAGAAAUAUGGGUGCUAUUUUGAGAUCAAAAGAGCUUCACAAUUUAAACAUUGAUUCUGGCUUUGCUUAUAGAGUUUUAGGAGCAGGUUUGGAUUUCCAUAAUUUGAAAACGCUAACAUUCAAAUGUACUAGGAAUAGCUUUUAUUUGAACAGUUUUCAAAUUCCCCCGGGGCUGGUGUAUCUUUCUAUUGAUACAAGGCCAGAAUAUUUAACACACAUAGAUAAAUCAAGAUCAGAAAACGUCCCGGUACUCGAAUUCGAGUCUUUAGAUCUAAGCAAACUGGAAACUUUCAUUGUCAAUACCUCCUUGAAAGAAAAAUUGUCAUUCAAGGAUUGUAAACUUCCCGAAUUAGGUGAAAGAUUACAAGAUAAAGUUCAAAGUUUGAUAAAUUGUACAUUUGCUGAUGUGAAAAAGUUCAAACUCAACACUUAUAAGGACAUACUAAUUGAAAAUUUGGUACUUCCACAAGCUGAAAAGAUUUCAAUCAAAUCAAAAGUUCAGAACUUCCAGUUGAAAGAUUCAGUAAAGAACAUUUUAGUGUCACCAAAUUUGAAAUCAGUUACAUUUUCUAAUGCUAGUAGCCUUUGUGGUAUGAAGCUAAUCGAAGGAUCAAGAAAAUUUGUACCUCCAAAUAUUAAGCUCAAAGCCAAUUUGGAUGAUAAGAAAUGGAGCUUGGUCCAUAAUAUUAGAGCCUUACUGAGUUUAACUAGGGGUGCGGAACCAAAUGUCUCAAUAAAGUUGGAAGAGAAACAAGGUGGUGGUUACAUUGAUAGAGAGCUUGAACUUAUGGUUUCUGAUAUUGAGAUUGGUAGACAGUCACCAAAGUCGUAUAGAAAAACUGGUGUUAAUGGGACUUCCAAGAUUUGUGAAGUUAAAUUUCAAAGAAUUAAAUCAGAGCCAAAGAGAGAAAGACAUCUUGAAGACAGGCCAAAAGAGAAUCUAUCAAAGUUAAUGGAUAAAAGACAAAGGAAGGAUCACUUUUCAAGAAUUAAGAACGGAGGAAAGACCGACAAGAAAAGAUUUGAAAAAGAAGGUGGUAAUAGAUCCUCAAAAGUGGAUAAGAAAGCCAAAAAGAACUUUAGAGACAGCACAUCUAAAGAGAAUGAUAAGAAAGACAAGGUAAUCUUGAGGGACAUCUCAUCUAGAGAGAAUAUCAAGAAUGAAAAGGUAAACUUGAAACACAACUCAUCUAAAGAAAAUAUCAAGAAAGACAAUAAAGACAAUAAAGCUGACAAUAAAGACAAUAAAGACAAUAAAGACAAUAGAGACAAUAAAGGCUAUAAAGACAAAAAACCUAAGGCAAAUAGACCACAUAACAAGACUAGAGCAGAACAGAAAGUAAAAGCUGAUGAUGAAGGACCUGUCAAGGUGAAUAUCAAGAAAAUGUCUGAGUCUCAGGAUGGGGAGCAGAAACCAACCGAAAGACAUAAGAGAAGAGAUAACAAAGACAGAAGAAACUCUAAAGAGUCUCCGGUAGUUUUGGAAGUCCUAGCACCAACAAAAGUCUGGCCAAAUGGUAAAACCCAACAUCGAGAGAAGUUUCGAUUUGAAGACGUACUCUCUAAAAUGCCCGGAAUUAAAAGUAUAGCAGAGUUCAAUGAAGUAUACGCUCUUGGUGUAUUUCGUCUUCCUGACAUUUUGAAUACUGAUAAGUUUUUUAUUAUAAGUGCUGUUGCAUUUGCUGGUGGUAUAGGUAUGGCUAUAGAAACGGCAAAGAAGCUAUCAGAGAAAAGCAUUUAUCAUUCUGUAAUCAUUAACAGAGAAGAAACUUUGACAAUUACAGUCCCUGGCGUUUCUGAUAUCCUUGCUGAAAGUUUUGAUUAUUCAUCCCCCAUAAUGAAGCAAUUAAUGUCCAUAUAUUGGAAAGACACAAAGCUAUGGGGAACUAAAAAACUAUUAAUACAGCUUAUGUUUGCAUCAACGAAUGACCAGAGAGGUGGUAUUGAAUGGCGGUCAAAUGAAUCAAAUUUUUUUGAUUUAGCUAGCCUAACACAAUUCCGACUAAUUGUCCAAAGCGUAACCAUAGAGCCAUGUGUAUUGAAUAAGUUACACUUAACCAAGUUAAAAUUUCUCAAAUUAGUACCAGUUGAUAAAACAGUAAAGUUCAGACUAGUUGAUUGUUAUUUUCCAAAACUUGAAACACUGGAACUAAUGAAGGAUAUGGGUUGCCCAAUUGAGUUUAUAGAGAAUUAUUACUUUGGGAAGCUAGAAAGCUUCAAGCUUCAUUCAAACCGUUUUUUGUCAGUUGAUGGACUAAAAUUACCAAAAGCCAAGUCAAUCUCAUUCACUGGUUGGUUUAACCACGGAAGGUAUAUGAUAAAGUUUAGAAAUAUACAAGUUACAAAGAAGUUAGAAGAUUUAACACUUACAGAAGCACAUCAUUUACGUGCUUUCAGGAAAAUUGAAAACAAUGGAAGAACCCAAUACACACCAUCAAAGAUUACAAUCAAAGUUAAUUUAAGCACACAAACCUCAUGGAAUAUCUUGAAACAUUACAAAACCAUACGGAAUAAUAACAUGAACCCUUCAAAAGUUAGUGUCUUUUUUGAGUUAAUUGAGAAAAAAAGUAUUAAAAAAACACAAAGGCAGUUAUUCAUACUUCAGCACGCCUAUCCAGAGUUGAAAAAUGCAGUGGAACAUGCACAAAGACUUGAGGUUAUCAGAGUCAAAGUGGUUUGA